Camellia sinensis is the source of this 1110-nucleotide messenger RNA. RefSeq lists its product as uncharacterized. Gene Ontology annotation, molecular function: metal ion binding. Gene Ontology annotation, cellular component: cytosol. NCBI's taxonomy places the organism in Eukaryota, Viridiplantae, Streptophyta, Magnoliopsida, Ericales, Theaceae. The record is from RefSeq and is a predicted model, not a curated record. Gene Ontology annotation, biological process: protein histidyl modification to diphthamide.
UUUAGCCAGCCCAUUGGAGUGACAAUAUUAGGGUAAUAUUAGCUAAAAUAGCUCAAUAUACCUCUUUUCUUGGAGUUGCUCUUAGAGAACAUUAAAGCAUCUAGAAAGGCGCCAGUAAUUUCCCGGUUGUGGAAGAAGAUUACCUGCCAUGGCGAGGGCAAUUAUGGUAACACACAUUGCGAUAAUGACAUUGAUGAUGAUCCAAGCCAAAGCAUGGGACACAAAUCAUGUAUUUGAUCCUUGUUUAGAUGCAAAAGUUCAAAGACAUGAUGGUUUUACCUUCGGUCUUGCUUUCUCGACAAAAGAGUCCUUCAUUUUUAACGAGACUCAGCUUUCACCUUGUGAUCGCCGUCUUCUCCUUGCUGGCAGCACUGCUCAACUUGCCAUGUUCAGGCCUAAGGUGGAUGAGAUUUCUCUCCUAACCCUCAAUGGCACCCAAUUCAAUCCGAAUAUGGCGGGUGGGUAUAUGGUGGCGUUUGCAGGGCGGCAAUAUGCAGCAAGAUCAGUGCCCAUCUUCGUUGCAGAUAUGACAAACACAGUAACUAGCUUUACUCUGGUGCUUGAAUUCCAAAAGGGCACUCUUCAAAACUUGUAUUGGAAGAAGUUUGGGUGUGCCACAUGCACUGGGAAGUCUGUAGUUUGCCUAAACCAUACAGACUGUGCAAUUCCAACUUCAAACUGCAAAGGCAGUGGUAGUGCUGUUGACUGCAACCUAGGCAUACAGUUGGCUUUCUCAGGCACCGACAAGAACGAGGAGGUCCUCAAUUCUUGGUAUGAGGUUGCUAAUCUCCGCCAAUACUCUCUCGUUGCCCUGUACUCCAAUCUACGCGAAACUCUCACCGUCCCAUUUAGCAACCCUUUUUAAGUUUCAAUGUGUGAUUUGUUCAUACACUACGAUAUUGCUUGCCUUCAUGUAAGAACAAAUGCAGUUUUGAUAAAUUUGAGGGAUCAGUUUUAUGUAUGCUUUGUUAAGCAUGUGUUACAUAAAAUUUGGCACUGAUUUGCAUAACUUUCACCACGUUCAAUAGGUCUCUUUGUUAGAACUGUUAAUCGUUGAUCUCCAAUAAAAGUUUAUUUGCUGAUAUCCAAUAAAAAGAUUAUGCUCGUGCA